UGAGAACGGCGAAGAAAUGGGAAGGAACACCAACAUGAGGGCAUUAAAUUAAAAUAUUAAGCACUUAAGAAGCAAUAGGAUGACGCAAAUGUAAUCCUGUACGUGUUAUCCGUGUGAGGGAGGAGAAAGCGUCUUUAGUCGUGUCGGUUUUUUGGUGUUAUUUGGCGUGGAGAGUGGCAAGGCGCCUCCCUGUAGCUGUUUUUUUCGGUUUGGCUUCAGCUGCAGUGACCGAGCUGCACCGAAAUGGCCCAAAGCACAGCAGGAGCCGCACACUGCUCAUUACUCACACUCAUCUAUGCAAGCGAAAAUGCUAAGCUCACAAAUAACAAAUAAUCUCCGAGCCGUUUCUUUGGCGGACCGCCGACUGUAGCCAUAAAACGUUCAAGUGCCGAAAAACUAGGGUGCGAGUUUGUGCUUGAUAUUAGAAACAAAGUUUUUUUUUUAAAAAGUGCAGGUCACAUGGAGCGAGCAGGAAGCAUUCAGCUGGACAUUCCUGACUUCAGCAACUCUGUCCUUUCCCACCUAAACCAGCUGCGCAUGCAGGGCCGGCUAUGUGAUAUUAUUGUGAAUGUGCAGGGCCAGAGCUUUCGUGCUCAUAAGGUGGUCCUGGCUGCGAGUUCACCCUAUUUCCGGGACCACAUGGCGCUGAGUGAGAUGAGCACUGUGUCCCUAUCAGUGAUCCGCAAUCCAUCGGUAUUUGAGCAGCUCCUCUCCUUCUGCUACACGGGCCGCCUGUGUUUGCAGCUGGCCGACAUCAUCAGCUACCUGACGGCUGCCAGCUUCCUGCAGAUGCAGCACAUCAUUGACCGUUGCACGCAGAUUUUGGAGGGGAUCCACUUCAAGAUCAGUUUGGCUGAUGUGGAGGAGGAGCUUCGUGGCCGCCGGAGCACAGGACGAACCAUUGAGGCUGAGAGGGGUGGCUCGCGCUCGCUCAGCCCCAGGCAUGGUGGUUCAAGAGUUAUGGCUACACAUGGAGUAGCUACUGGGGUCAUGGAAGUGAGCGAGAUCAGGGAGGUUAGUCCACCUGGGGAAUCCAUGAGCCCUCAGAUUGUUGAGCACAGUGGGCUCGGGCCUGAAGCUGUGGGUGCUGUGAAUGAGCCCAUACUGCGCAUUAAUCGGGCAGGGCAAUGGUAUGUUGAGGCAGGGCCUGACGUGGAGAGGAGCAGAGAUGAGACGAUGCAUGUUGUGGAAGGCCUGCGCAUCAAGACUGAGCGCAUGGAGGAGUGGAUAGGGGCGGAAACUCAAGCCUCAGCUGAGGAAGGGAGCGGGACGGAGGAGGGGCCUACUGUGAUGAUUGACACCUCAGGACGAAGCACACUGGUGCAGGAGGGUUUCGUUACUGGCGCAUCCAGAGUGAAAAGCUCUCAGCCAUCCAGCAGCUUUAGCGAAUCUGAGAGGUUCAGUCCAACAGGCAGUGUUGUGGUGAUGGCUGAAAGACCGCGGGCCAAAAGUGAGUCUCCAGGAAGAGUGGGCGAUCAAAGGCAUCCUAGCUCUCAGGGAGAGGAAGCAGCAGUGUUUGAUGUGGGAGGGUAUGAGGAGUAUCUGCGUGAGCAGGUGGGUGAUCGCUGGUUCCGCUACAACCCGCGUCUCACCUGUAUUUACUGCUGCAAGUCCUUUAACCAGAAGGGCAGCCUUGAUCGUCACAUGCGACUUCACAUGGGCAUCACGCCCUUUGUGUGUCGCAUGUGUGGAAAGAAGUACACACGCAAGGACCAGCUGGAGUACCACAUUCGCAAGCACACGGGAAACAAGCCCUUCCACUGCCAUGUUUGUGGCAAGAGCUUCCCCUUCCAGGCCAUCCUCAACCAGCAUUUCCGCAAGAACCACCCAGGCUGCACGCCACACGAGGGCUCGCAUAGCGCCUCACCUGAAACCACCACCAACAACAAUAACGUUACCAAUGCAAACGCUGCCACGCCACGCCGCACUCAGCAUGACGAAGAUGACGAGUCUGAGGGAACUGGAGCAGGAGCUAGAGGGGGAGCUUCAUCUUUUGGCGAAGGGAUACAACCGUCGGUCUCCACCACUGGGCCUGAUUGAAGCGAUUAGGUUCAAUACAUCACAUGGAGGUUGAGAAGAUAAAACAUUUGGGGCUUUGUGGGGGAAGAAAAAGAAGAAAAGAAGUCAGUCAGCAGCUGAUGGAGCACGGAAUAUCUGGCUGCUUGAAAAGCUGCUGUUGGUCUGAUGUUUAAAAAAAACGGUGGAUGAGCUGGUGGGUAUUUUAUCUUCGCUUCUUAUGCUUGAGACAACAAAACAAAUGCUAAGACUGUUUGCUAUAAAACUAAACUAGAGUAAUAUUGAUUAGGUAUUUAUAAAUAAAUAACAUACGCGCUUUAAACCGCAUCUACCUUCAGUUGCGCAAACUGAACCGUUACUUCAACAAAUGAAGACAAGCCACACUCCAACAACCUCACACACCACUGGAUGCAGUUAUUUCUGUUUUUUUUUUUUUUUGUUUUCUUUCUUUCUUUCUUUUUUUUCCUAUUUUAUUUUUACUUUUUUAUUUGACUUUCCUGUCUUUUAUAUGUGUUAGGUGGGUUUUUUUAUAUUUUUGUACAAUUGUAACAAAAGCUUCAGAAUUCAGGACAAAGAGGUGAUGUGUUAUGAUUUGGUCACAUUGUAUAAAAUUGCCAAACUUCUCUGUGCCAGAUGGUGAUUAUAAAAUAGAGGAUGUUUCAGUCCUCAAAUACUUGCCUUGAGACAAUCCUAACAUUUUGAUCUGGGGUUUGACGCUGCUGCUCCCCAGCUAUAGCUAGGCUAGAAAAACGGGUUCUGUUUUUCUUCGUUAGGGCCCCUCAGGUCUGAUCUAAUGCUCUAAUGCCAGAUUCCUAAUUUGUUUAGUUUGUUUCUAAGUGCCAACCUGGCUUUGUUAUAAAUUCCUCUGUUUGAAAUUAGUCAAUAGGCCUAGAAAAAAACUUAGCUGAUGGACUUUUAAUAAUUUGUUGCAUAACGCAAUUUAGUCUUCUUUCAACAGUGAUAAGACUGAUAUUGGAAUGUGGGGGGGGGGUUGCAAAUGGUUGCUUGGUUCAGUUUUUUUUUCUUUUUUCAUUUCCAUACUCCAAAUCCAGCUGCUGAAUAUAAUUCAUACAGUACUAUAGAAAACAGGAAAGUGUUCAACCUCAGAUAAGCUACAGUACCACUCAGUUACCUCUCCCUCAUCACUACGCAAUACAGAUCUGUUCCACACAGAUUGGUGGAUGCACUCAACUCAGUUUCUCCAUGUUUCUAUAUUUUACUGUUUUUUUUUUUUUUGUUUGUUUGUUUGUUUUUUCCUUGUUGUAAUAAGUGAACAAUAAGCGGUUUGUAAUUUGUAGAUUUUUUUGUUCAGUAUCACUCUGACGGUGAUGGAGCACAUUAGAGUUGUUGGGAAGCGUUUGGUUUCGUAGGUAAAGAACGUUUUUAUGGCAAACGUCGAAAGAAACUGCGUCAGGAGUGGAACCAAAUCCAGGACUCGUGUACGUCUGUCACCAGAAUUUUUUUUGAAAUGCCACGGAAUGACUGUGAGAUUAGGAUUUAUCAGAGAAGAGAGCACUUUAAAUGUGGAGUCAAUUUGUUAUUCAUUUUUUUUGAGCAGAUGUUACCAGCUGGUGCUAUGAUUCGACUUCAAGUGACAGAAGCUCUCGGGAACCAAAGGAACAGAAACGUAUCAUAGACAUUAUACCUCUGACAUUGAGUGCAAGGCCGAGGACUAUUAUUAAAAAUAAUGAAACAAAAAGACAGAGAGAUUACAUCCGACAUUUAAAGAUGGGGGGGGGGGGGGGGGAUUUUCUUCUUUUAAAAUAUGUAAUUAUAUAUUACUGAUGCAUAUAGAGACAUUUUAUGUGUGAGAAAGGAGAGAAAGGCUUGGGUAAAGUGGAAGGCCAUUUCUUUCAUGGAUGGAUGGUGGGGACUUUUUUUAUUUUAUUUUUUUUUCCUUUAAGGCUGUGAAUCACACGUGGUUGUGACCGUAAUUUUUUUCCUCUUCCCUCAUGACUGGGGAGAGCUUAGAAGAGAAACAGCUACUGAUGAUUUUCAAUGGAAUGCACCUCUUAUCCUCUUAAAACCAUUCAGGACUCUUCAAGACUUUUCUACCAUUUCUGUCGCUUCCGUGAAUACAGGUCAACACCUCUUUAGAACGAUAUCAGGAACUUUGUCCAGUUAUUUUUGGAUGUUUACUCUUCACACUAAAAUCAGUUCAUUUUGACAUUCUUGGACCUCACGUUACUUUCAAAUUCACAAGUGCAGCAGAAGAAAAAAAAAAAACAUUGACAACGGCGAUGAUGAUGUAGAAGCAUCUCCGUAGUUAAGGCCUCAGAAGCAGUAGCAACACGUUGUUAUCUAACUGUGUGUACAUGCAGCGUCGGUGUGCGUCAGUCAGGUUAAUGAGCAUGCCGACGUCGCGGGUCUCUUUUUACUCCAGUGCAACCUCAUGAGAACAGCCAAUGUAGAUUACAACUUUAUAUAUUCAUAACCUCAUAAUCAUAACCUAGUGUGAUACGAUAUAAGCAGGUUUUUUCAUAUUUUAAGAUUGUUUUAUAAUAGCCAGUCCCAUAUUGGCAGGGUGGUGGUUAUCGUGAUUUCUCAGUAUCUGAUUUGGUAUGUUUUUUUUUUUUGUUUUUGCUUUUUUUUUUUGUGUUCAAUACAAUGUAAAGGAUUUGUGUGUAUGAUCGAUCAUUCCAAGUUUCAGAAUGUUAGCAGAAGUGUAAAAUGUCGGGGCUGAUGCUAAUUUGCAGUCUCUUCAAAUCUGUCUGGGUCAAAAAAAGUCACUUCAACCCAUCAACAUAUUUUUUAUUACCUUACAAAACAGAAGUUUUCUUGAUUGAAAUGUUUUACUCUGAACUUCUUGUUUUAAUUUGUAUUCGUUUGCUUUUAAAGCUUUAAUCACUUAGGAGAAACACAUUACUGCAAUGUAAAUACUAGUGCUAUUUAAAAUUUUUAAUAAUCAGCACAGCUACUGCAGAUAGACGGCAUUGACUGAACAAGUGUUCUACAUUAAACGCACACACCACAGUAUUACAUAUUUUCAUGUCGGGAUUUACAGGAAAAAUUGAGCUGUUGCAAGAAAUUUCAGCGCACUUUCCAACCAGCGUCCGUCCGUCUGAUCAUGUUUAGACAUGAAGUGUAUUCUGAUAAGGUGUUAUCUAUGUGCAUUCGUACCUCAACCUCAAGAAAACCCAUUAGAUCACAAACUGAAUUGGUCGUAUAUGCCUGUUUAACUCCAACGCAGUGAUAUCUAUAAACUUUCUCAAAGCUCGACCUUGACUGUAUGAUAAAAUCACACUUAGCCAAGCCUAAAGGCACACUGACUGCACAUGAGAGCUACCAACAAGGAAGGGUGUAAAGGCUAGAAUUUGCUUUAUUCAUGAGCUAUUACACCAUGGGCGUUCAAGUCAAACCGGGACUUGUGAUGACAUUUCACGACAUAAACCAAGUGAUGUUUACAGAAGAGUUCAAGCACAGUACGGUGAUGAGACUCUUAGCCACAGUAAAACACUUGAAUGGUGCAAACAUUUUAAAGAAGGCAGUGUGUGCGCAAAUGACAAUCCCGGCUAAGGUGACUCGGCACCCCACUGCAGUCGUUCCCAUAAACAUUCUGUGAGCUGAACGCCUGAUCCUUGAAAAUCGACUGAUAACGAAUUUGAGUAACUUGUGGAAAAAACGCAGCCAUCUGUUGAAACUGGACACACAAUCAUUCAAACAGUUAUCGCCACGUCCGCCGUACAGUUCUGAUCUCGCACCAAGCUAUUCCUAUAUGUUUGGACCAUUAAAGGAGUUCCUGGAAGGCAGAUAUGAAGCAGGCAGUCCAAUUCUGGUUCCGUCAUACUGAGAAAACUUUCUACCUUGAUGGUGUCUAAGCAGGGGAUUUUAUAUAUAUAUAUAUAUAUAUAUAUAUAUAUAUAUAUAUAUAUAGUCUCAAAACUGUACCGUUAUUUUGCACAAACAAAAGUCCCGGUUUUACUUGAACACUCCUCGUAUAAAGCUUAAAUAGUUUUAACCUUUAAAGUAUGAGGGUCUCAUGAGCCAGACCUUGUUACUUGAAUUCUCUACUUGAACAAACAGUGUUGUUACUGUCACCCAGUGAAGUAACUCAUGGUGUCACUUUGGGGAGUGUGUGCGUGUCUUUCACCUAAGAACUUAAUUCUCAAUAAGUUUAUUGAUAAAGGUGGACAACUACUGAAUACCACCAUUUUUAGCUAUUUGACAAGUAAAUAAAAACAACAAAAGCUACAAAACAACAGAUAAAACCAUGUGAUUCAAUACCAUCUUAGUAUUCGAGUAAUAAUAACAGGAGUGCAUUAGAGGGUAAGAAAAAUCAGUUACCUUGUUUUAUUCCUGUGUUUAUAGUAAUACAUGUAAGCUUUGUACAGUUUUUUGUUACAGUAAUGUUACAGAAAUAAAAAUAUAUUUUUUUUGCUAAAUUAAUGCACAAAUAAUGAAUAGAUUAGCAAUUUUGGUGCUAUACCUUAUGAUGGGGUCAUCCAGUGUUUUCUGCACCCUUCAUGUACUCCCCCCCCCCCCCCCCCAAACCCAAGUGACACCACUGUGCAUGAGCACAUUUACAUAAACCUCAUGUGCCAGUGUUCAAAUAUUUAUUUUUCCAUGAACAGUUUGUGCAAAUACAUUAAUGUAUGUCAUAUUACAACAUUCAAGAUUACGAAGCUUGCAGUUGAACAAAUAUCCAGAAGACAUAAGUCUGAUACAGAAAAACAAAAUCAGGUUCUAUCACGCAUGAAAUACAUUAGAAAUGCCACAAUGAGAGUAAAGUAGUAAACAAUUUUAAGCAGCUUCUAGUUACUAGGUGUGAGCUGUAAAAAUUCAAGAUCCUGUACUGUAUGUUUGUUGUAUUUUUAUCCACGCUGUUGCUUUUGGAAAAUGCGGUGAAAUGUUUUGCAGCUCCUCAUUCAGCAACUCCACUUACCUCAAAUUUUCUAACAGUAAGCUUGUGAAGUUUCAAUUGCAUGUCUCUACUAAGUAUUCGUUUUCUUAAAAAAAAAAAAAAAUCUGGGAACACUGAACGACAGUGCUGAGCCAUAUCGGACAGAUUUGUUCAGUCUUGUCUCGUCCCUCAGAAUGUUUUGUACAGGGAACAUAGACGAGUCGAAUGCAAAAUUUUUACAGAACACCAACACUGUUAAUUUGUGAGGCUACGGCAGAGACUUUUCUUUCCGUCUUUUUUUUUUUGCCGUCUCUCACAAUCUUUUUUUUUUUGGGGGGGUGCGGUGGUUAAGGGUGGAGAAAGACUCGGUUUAAAAUGUUACUUGUUAAUUUGCAUGUCUUUGUCAUUUGUGAUGGCCAAACAUUAGUCUGUUUAUAAGAAUAUUUCCAGUCAUCUAAACGUAUUGCACCAGUAUAUGCCAAAAUAACUUUUUUUCUCAUUUUGUCUUGCUAUAUUGUUUAUGUCCCGAAAGCAAUAUAGUUUCUAAAGAUA
Clarias gariepinus (North African catfish) is the source of this 7408-nucleotide messenger RNA. It is a transcript of the gene zbtb37, whose product is annotated as zinc finger and BTB domain containing 37. The record is from RefSeq and is a predicted model, not a curated record. Bases 460 to 2040 code for a protein of 526 amino acids. Gene Ontology annotation, biological process: regulation of transcription by RNA polymerase II. The transcript has 4 exons. NCBI's taxonomy places the organism in Eukaryota, Metazoa, Chordata, Actinopteri, Siluriformes, Clariidae. Gene Ontology annotation, molecular function: RNA polymerase II cis-regulatory region sequence-specific DNA binding; protein binding; DNA-binding transcription factor activity, RNA polymerase II-specific.